Messenger RNA from Oryctolagus cuniculus (rabbit), 1801 nucleotides. The record is from RefSeq and is a predicted model, not a curated record. Lineage: Eukaryota; Metazoa; Chordata; Mammalia; Lagomorpha; Leporidae.
CCAGCCCUCAGCAGGACCCCACCCCAAGGCCGGGUCCUCUUUGUGGGCCCUCCUGCACCUGCCACAGCCACAGCUGGGCUGCAGCUCAGCCACACCUCUGCAGCGUCUGUGCCUUCUUCAUGCCCUCCUGUCAGCGCCAAAGGCCUGGAAGAUUCCGUCACCCUCCCCACGGGAUCCAGCCCUCCCCGUCCCCUCCCCUCUCCCUGCCCCAGCCCCCACAUCUGCACUCAACAGCUCAGGAAGGGGAAGUGCGUGUCUCGGCCACCCGGCCUGUGCAGGGAGAACCAGAACCCUAACCGGGCAGCUCCUAGGCCCCGCCCAUGAGGGGCACCCCCUGGUGGGGCUGGAGUGGGGGGGCAGAGACCAGGCAGGCACAGCGCAGGUGGCAGCGGUGGCGGAGGCCUGGUCCCAUGGUCCCCAAAACCUUUUCUGUCCUGGGCCCGUCCUCAGGGGAGGGGCUGCUACCCUUCCUGUGAGGCCACAGAUGAGGAACCCGUGACGUCUCCCCACUCAUCUCCAGCCGGGCUCUGGGCCUGUGGCCCUCACAGCUGCUCUGCUCCACGGGACCAUGGGCGGCGGGGCCCAGACCCCAGCCCUCACUGCCCUCCUCUGCCUGGGGCUGUGCCGGGUGUCAGGGGAUGGGGCACAGGCGGGGGCCCUCCCCAAGCCCUCCAUCUGGGCCGACCCAGGCCCCCUGGUCGCCGUGGGGAGCCCUGUGACCCUCUGGUGCCAGGGGUCUCUGCAGGCUGAGGUGUAUCGUGUGUAUAAAGAGGGCAGCCCUCUGCCCUGGGAAAUGUGGGCCCAACAGGACUCCAGACACAAGGCUGACUUCCCCAUCACCAUGUCCAUGAGCUCCUACCACACAGGGCAGUACUGGUGUGUGUAUCGGACCCUGCUCGGCCUCUCCCAGCCCAGUGACCCCCUGACCCUGGUGCUGACAGGGAUGUUCCCGGGGCCCUCCCUGUCAGCCCAGCCAAGCCCCGUGGUGGCGUCAGGAGGGCACGUGUCCCUCUCCUGUGGCUCACAUAGGGUGGGCACUGCCCAUCUGCUGAAGGAGGGCGGAGCCGGCCCCCUGCACAGCAUGAAAGCCAGGUUCUCCCAAGUUGCUGGGGUGUGGCAGGCCACCUUCCUCCUGGGCCCCGUGGACAGCACCCACGGGGGCAUCUACAGGUGCUACCGCGCUGAUACUGUGGAGCACCAUGUGUGGUCCCUGCCCAGCGACCCCCUGGAGCUCCAUGUUACAGGAGGACCGGAGCCCAGCAGCCCCUCGCACCCCCAGUCAGGCUCCCCCACUGCCCCAGCGCCCGAGGACCACACCCUGGAGAACCUCAUCCGCAUAGGCGUGGCCGGCUUGGUCCUGCUGGGCAUUGGGCUUCUGCUGGCAGAUGCUUGGUACAGCCACAAGAGGACCCGGGCUGCAGGCCAGCAGUGACCUGGAGAGAGGACAGCCUGGGUCAGAGGCCGCUCCCUGGGGGCGGGGAGGGGGGAGUCGGGUGCACAGUGGGGAACUGUCCCCCCUAGUGUGGGUGCUGGGAGCUGUCUGGGGGCCUCAGGGGCUCUCUAUUCAGCUGUGGACUUCUGCCCUGUGGCUGUGUCCUAUCCCGCCUGGCUCUCCGGUGGGACAGCGCCACCUGCAGGCCGCAUGUAGACCCGCACCCGCCUCCCGCCUUGCUCUACUCUCACGGAGCCUUUUCUCUGUUUCUGGUGAAUGCAGUUCCCAGUGCGCAUGCGUGAGAAUCCGCGUUUCCAGCCAAGAACACGGAGCUUGCGCCAAGUAACAGAAUAAACGAGCGAAAUCGGA